This is a messenger RNA of Daphnia magna, 796 nucleotides long. Its product is annotated as 30S ribosomal protein S16. NCBI's taxonomy places the organism in Eukaryota, Metazoa, Arthropoda, Branchiopoda, Diplostraca, Daphniidae. The transcript has 2 exons. Bases 142 to 501 code for a protein of 119 amino acids. The record is from RefSeq and is a predicted model, not a curated record.
AAGGGAAGACGAAUGCACUGUUUGACGAAAACUUGCUUUUUUUCGAUUGUCCCUGCAGGCAGUUUUCCAGUAUAAAAACACAGCGAUGCUCGUCAAAUAGCCACAUUUCCUGCUUAAACAUCCAGUGACUACUACCACAAAAUGAAGCUCUUCCUACUGAUUGCAAUCUUCGUCGCAAUAGUGAUGGUCAACGCCAUCCCUCUGCAAGGAGAAAAGGGCGAAACGGCCGUCAUCGCCGACGAUUUGGAUACAGCCGAAUUAUUCGGCAAGAGCUACGGAAAACCUAAAGCUUCAAAGUCGUCGUACGGUUCUCCGCAAAAAGCCAAGAAAGAGAAGGCACCGAAAGCAUCUUACGGUGCGCCCAAAGCCAAGAAGGAGAAGGCACCGAAAGCAUCCUACGGUGCACCCAAAGCCAAGGCUCAGAAAGAGAAGGCACCCAAAUCAUCGUACGGCAAACCUAAAAAAGAAAAGAAACCCGACUCGUCCUACGGUAGAAAAUAGAACUUCGGUUCAGCUGCAAGAUGUUUUUUUUGGGGGGGUUUUUUAAAGACCGAGUUCUGUUGACGAUUGACCUGUUUUGUUAUACGCUGGAUAACGCGCUGUGCCGCUAUCCGAUUAUAUCUCCAUUCUUUUUGUUCUUUCAAUGUAACGCUCCUCGUUGAAUGAUUUUCGUACGAUACUUUUCUGUUGUCAAGUAUCGCCUUUUCCUCUCACAUCACGCUCAAUUCAAUUUUAGCGUUCAUUUAUGUAAACCACUAUAUCUUGAGGAUGAAAGAUAAACUUUUUCAAAUGUGAA